AUGGAUAGACGGUUCUCACUGGAAGAUGCAGCCGCGCUCAGUGCACCGUGGGAGGAGGAGGUUAAGCAGGCGCUUGCGGAAAUGGCGUCGGGCAAAACGCCGGGGAGGGAUGGGCUGCCGAAGAAGCUCUGGGAGUCGCACUGGAGCUUGCUGGAUGGUCAUGUGAUGCAGUUCUUGAAGGACUUUGAGCAGACGGCGUCACUUGGGGCAGAAUUCUCGAUGGCUGUGACGGUGCUUCUGCACAAGAAGGGGGAUAAACAGGACCUGCUGAACUACCGUCCGAUUACCUUGCUGAGCACGGCGUACAAGAUCAUCGCAAAAGUUCUGGCUAACAGAGUAAAGCAUAGGCUGGAUAAAGUGGUAUCUACGGGGCAGUUUGGAUUCUUACCCGGUAGGAGCCUUGCUGGAGCGGUGGCGAUUGCGGCGGAUGCGAUCGAUGCGGUGAACUCCAGGCAGGAAGAUUGGCUCCUCCUCCUGGUUGAUUUCAGGAAGGCAUUUGAUUCUGUCUCGAGGAACUACCUGUUCAAUGGCUUCCCGGAGACAUAUGUGAAGUGGGUGGAAGGGCUGCAUCAGGGAAAGGCAACGCGCAUCUGCAACGACAGCUGGCUGGGAGAGGAGGUGCCGGUGCAGACUGGAGUGAGGCAGGGCUGCCCGCUUGCGCCCUAUCUCUUCCUCUGUGCGGUGGAGCCCCUCUGCCAAGAAGCACAGCGGAGGCAAUUAGGAGUGGACAUUGCGGACGCGGGAAAGCUGUCUUACCUUGGCUACGCGGAUGACACAACUCUUCUGCUGAAGGGCCGGGAGCAGUUGAGUAGGGCCGAGACACUGCUUAAUGAUUUUGAACGGAUGUCGGGGCUUGCGGCGAACCGGGACAAGACGGUGGUAAUGCCGUUGGGGAAGCAGCGGGAUGAGGCGCCACCGGUCACCUCACCCUUCAAAUGGGCGUCACAGGACGAGUCGGAACGCCUGGUGGGGGUGUGGAUUACAGGGUGGGGGGAUGCAAAGCCCUCAUGGUGA
This is a messenger RNA of Closterium sp. Yama58-4, 1014 nucleotides long. The record is from the annotation of a GenBank genome assembly. Lineage: Eukaryota; Viridiplantae; Streptophyta; Zygnematophyceae; Desmidiales; Closteriaceae.